Archocentrus centrarchus (flier cichlid) is the source of this 2019-nucleotide messenger RNA. RefSeq names its product forkhead box C1a (gene foxc1a). The transcript has a single exon. The coding region runs from base 227 to 1645 and encodes 472 amino acids. The record is from RefSeq and is a predicted model, not a curated record. Gene Ontology annotation, biological process: regulation of transcription by RNA polymerase II; anatomical structure morphogenesis; cell differentiation. Lineage: Eukaryota; Metazoa; Chordata; Actinopteri; Cichliformes; Cichlidae. Gene Ontology annotation, molecular function: RNA polymerase II cis-regulatory region sequence-specific DNA binding; DNA-binding transcription factor activity, RNA polymerase II-specific.
ACGGAUGUCCAAAGUUCAGAAGUUUUUCGGUGUGCGUUCGUAGGGACACAAGGAUGGGGACAGCUUAAACAAGUUGCACUGCGGUUAAGACUUUUCCCUCUUUUACUUUUUUAAGUGAGCAGCGAAGAACUGUGAUUUGAGCGCUUCAGCCUGCAGAGGAGGGAGAAGUGGAGCUCUCAUUCUGCAUUUUUUUGGAACUUUAUUUUUGCCGGAUCAAAUUGAAGACAUGCAGGCUCGCUAUUCUGUCUCCAGUCCCAACUCACUGGGCGUCGUGCCGUACAUCAGCAGCGACCCGAGCUACUACCGGGCCGCAGCCAGUGGGGGAUACACGGGGAUGCCAGCACCUAUGAACAUGUACUCUCAUGCGGCUCAUGACCAGUAUCCUGCCAGCAUGGCCCGGGCGUAUGGACCGUAUACCCCCCAGCCUCAGCCCAAGGAUAUGGUCAAACCCCCUUACAGUUACAUUGCGCUCAUCACUAUGGCUAUCCAAAACUCACCUGACAAAAAGGUGACCCUGAAUGGGAUUUACCAGUUUAUCAUGGAAAGGUUUCCAUUUUACCGAGACAACAAGCAGGGCUGGCAGAACAGUAUCAGACACAAUCUGUCUCUGAAUGAGUGUUUUGUCAAAGUGCCCCGUGACGAUAAAAAACCCGGUAAAGGCAGCUACUGGACCUUGGACCCCGACUCUUACAACAUGUUUGAGAACGGGAGCUUCUUGAGAAGGAGACGACGGUUCAAAAAGAAGGACGCACUGAAAGAAAAAGAAGAGCGGCUGCAGAAGGAGCUACAGCCGAGGCAGCAAGGCCGGGAGCAGGAGCAGCCGGUGCAGGGCUCCCAGCCUGUUAGGAUCCAGGAUAUAAAAACUGAGAAUGGGGCAGUCACGCCACCACAGGCUGAGUCGCCUUCUUUGAGCACCGUCCCCAAAAUCGAGAGUCCAGACAGUAGCAGCAUGUCCAGCGGGAGCCCCCAUAGCAUCCCCCCCAGUAGGUCCAUCGGUAUGGACAGUUCCGAGCACCACCAACAUCACAACCAGGCCUCGACGCAGGGCUUCAGCGUAGACAACAUCAUGACCUCCCUUCGGGGAUCUCCACAAGGGGCCACUGAGCUCAACUCCAGCCUCACCGCCUCCACCAGGACAGGUAUAACACCGUCUUUGUCCUUAAACUAUUCUCCAAGUCAAACAUCUGUCUAUAGUUCACCCUGUAACCAAAACUCCAUCUCCACUACCUCCAAUGCUACCUAUCAUUGCAACAUGCAAGCCAUGAGCCUUUACGCUGGGGACAGAUCUAGCCAUUUGGCACCGAGCACCACCGUGGACGAAACGUUGCCAGAUUACUCAGUCACAACCACCUCAUCCUCCCUGUCCCACGGCAAUCUAAACUCUGGGCAGGAAAGCCACCAUCCCCACCAAGGAAGGUUGACCUCAUGGUACCUCAACCAGGCCGGGGACCUGGGCCAUCUGGGUGCAGCUUACCCAGCACAACAGCAGAACUUCCAUGCAGUCAGAGAGAUAUUCGAAUCCCAAAGAAUUGGCUUGAAUAACUCACCGGUGAAUGGGAAUAACAGCUGUCAGAUGUCAUUCCCACCAAGCCAAUCCAUCUAUCGCACAUCGGGAGCUUUCGUGUAUGACUGCAGCAAGUUCUGACCAAAAACAGGCUCAGUAUUUCCCUCGCGGUGUUUGAACUCAUUUAGUUAAAUCCAGCGUUGCUGCCCUUCCUUACCUGCCUACCCCUCACAUGGACUAAUAUGAGACAGAAAACAAAAACAGAAAAGACUUGAUCUUGGUUUUUCUAAAGAACAGUGUUACUGCAAAUAACACGUAAGUCUCCCUUUGCUUUUGUGGCUUUAUGUGAUGUGUUAAAUAUGUCAGUUUUCAUGGACAUGUAAAUUGCAUAUAGUAAUUUAUUUCUAAAGUGUAGCCGGAUAUUAUGGACCAAACACCAAAAAGUGUUUCUAAAUUGAACUGCCUUAAGUGUCCAAAAAAAAAAAAAAAAAAAAAAAAAAAGUUCCAUUAUAAAA